UCAAGUUCAGCAACCCAGCAAUUCAGCCUUCCUUUACUUUUUCAACUCCAAUGCGAUGUCAAACAAACGAAAACAAAUCACGACCUGACGUGAUAACAAAUAACCGCAAACUGCUGUUGCCAACAGAAUUUGUAUUGUUCGGUUGUUCAAUAAAUGUACAUAAUUUGAAGCACCCAUUGGUGAGCAAUUUAGAUGCGCUAUGCCUCGUUCAUCGUAUCCCGAAACAAUAAGCGAUGAGGAGAAGCCAUCAAUGUCAACCCACGUAGUUCACAUUGUUGGCUUCAACGAGCAAGUUGGCUUGAAGCGGGUUAAGCGGUCUAUUAUCCCGGCUGUCGUCUUGAUGCCGUCAAAUUAUCCAAAGGGCUGAGGCAUGUGCUCCUCUGUCGGCCUGGUUGUAGAGGGCGUUGCGCUGGGCAGUGGAGCCCAGUUUUUUCCCCGGAUGACUAUGAAAAGAGAGUACAAUACAAAGUGUUUUUUGCCGGAUCGCUUUUGUCACGAAGUAGCCAACCACUACAGGAACUACAAGUUACAGCAGCUUGGAUCUGGAUGUGUAUCCCGAAAUUUGGGCCAUCGGCGACGAAAGAGGAUACCCUCGGUGAAAAAAUCUCGGACGCCCGCCUUUUUGUCGUCAGGAUAUGCGGAGUUUCGCGAUGUGUGGCCAACUCAUGUGCACUACUUUCCCAGAUACGACGAUACUACGUAUGAGUCCCGCAGCCGACGGUCAGUGUUGUCUGGUAAACUGUCCGACAAGACCUACAACGACGAAGUGCGUCGGAUAAGAAGUGCUCAUAGCUGCGAGCAGCUACGUCAUCUGGUCCACCGGAUUCCAUGGGGAACGGACAGCAAAAUCGGCACCAGUGAUGAGGUGCCGGUGGCCUCCGCGCACGGAAGCCAAACCAGCGACUGUGGCCGUCCCAAUUAUAAGAUAAAUAUUAGUAAGUGCCCCGCGGAAAGCCCACAACAGCAACUACCAGUGAAUUUCUACGGCUAUUUGCAACUGGCCAGCAGCUAUUACGAACGGGGGUUGCAGGCUAACAUAAAGUACCUGCAAUCGAUUGGCCAGCGUAAUGCAAUAAAACCGGCAACGGGUUUGCUUUUCGACGAAGUGCAUUGUGACGAGAGUCCAGUUCAAAAGUUGCCCAGUCGACUGGUGACGUUGAUCAAGAGUUUGCCAGGCAAGGACAAGAAGAAAGCGGACGACUACGGCAUUUGGGUGAACAUAAGAACAGUGAAGCAAGAGGAUCUGGCAAAAGUGCAAUGCUUGGAUGAGAGUUUGGACCUAAACUCAAAGCUGGAAUCGAACACAGCUGACCAACUUACUAGCAUGUGUGAUUUUUAUGACUUCGAUUGUACAACUUCAGAAUUAGAGGAACCAACAGGAGCAGUAGGCGAAAAAACUAUAGAACCCACAUUUAAAACCACACUGACUGCAUCCGCUGACCAACGACGUCUCUGUGAGAUCAUUGACAACCUAAGCUACCUGAGUAUUGGGGAGAACAGUUGUCGCAGGCAGCAACUGACACUGACCCUGCCACAGAUUACGCUUACUGACUGCACCGCUCAACAGGUGACGCUGCAUAGCACCAGCUUCGACAUUGUUACACUGCAGAUACCCAAUGAAGCCAAUCCACCGAGCCUUGAUCUGAAAGCGACAUAGAAUCAAUAUACAUAUA
Drosophila erecta is the source of this 1673-nucleotide messenger RNA. RefSeq lists its product as uncharacterized. The record is from RefSeq and is a predicted model, not a curated record. Bases 371 to 1657 code for a protein of 428 amino acids. NCBI's taxonomy places the organism in Eukaryota, Metazoa, Arthropoda, Insecta, Diptera, Drosophilidae. The transcript has 2 exons.